UCACCAACGAAGAACAAGGUGAGAAUCAUUACAAAAAGUGGUGAAGAAAACCAUGGCCACGAGAGCACACUGUUUGGUACUUGCAUACCCAGCUCAAGGUCACAUCAAUCCCAUACUUCAAUUCUCAAAACUACUGCAAAGGCAAGGGGUGAGAAUAACUCUCGUUACAACACGUUCCUACUAUAAUAACUUGAAAAUUGUGCCUCCUUCUAUUGCCCUUGAAACCAUCUCUGAUGGGUUUGAUAAUGGAGGACCAAAAGAAGCUGGCGGCUUCAAAGCCUAUUUGGAACGCUUCUGGCAAGUUGGGCCACUCACUUUUUCUGAGCUUAUUGAGAAACUUGGUGGAUCAAAAGAUGAUGAUGACCAUGUUGAUUGUGUUGUUUAUGAUUCAUUCUUCAGUUGGGCACCAGAAGUUGCCAAGAGAUUUGGAAUAGUUGUUGCAGCUUAUCUCACUCAAAACAUGGCUGUGAAUAGCAUAUACUAUCAUGUUCACUUGGGGAAAUUGCAGGUUCCACUCAAAGAACAUGAGUUUUCUCUUCCUGCCAUGCCUAAACUUUAUCUCGAGGACAUGCCUUCUUUCUUCUUUGGUGAAGAUUUCACUUUUCUUGAUUUUGUAGUUUAUCAGUUCUCCAUUAUUCACAAAGCUGAUUGGAUCCUAUGCAACACCUUCUAUGAGCUGGAGAAAGAGAUAGCAGAUUGGAUUGUGAAGGUUUGGCCACAAUUUAAGACUAUAGGACCAAACAUUCCAUCUUUCUUUUUAGAUAAGCAAUGGGAAGAUGANCAAGAUUAUGGGGUCACAGAAUUCAAGAUUGAAGAAUGCAUGGAAUGGUUAGAUGAUAAGCCAAAAGGGUCUGUUGUUUAUGUAUCUUUUGGGAGUUUGGCUUCCUUUAGUGAAGAGCAAAUGAAAGAAGUUGCUUGUUGUUUGAGAGAGUGUUCGAGUUAUUUCUUGUGGGUGGUGAGAGCUUCCGAAGAAACUAAACUUCCUAAAGAUUUUGAGAAAAAAACAGACAAGGGUUUGGUAGUAACAUGGUGUUCCCAAUUGAAAGUUCUUGCUCACGAGGCUGUCGGGUGUUUUGUGACACACUGUGGUUGGAAUUCAACGUUAGAAACUUUGUGCUUAGGAGUUCCAACCGUUUCAAUACCAUAUUGGUCAGACCAGAGCAUAAAUGCAAAGCUUCUUUCAGAAGUUUGGAAAAUUGGAACAAGAGCUCUAGUUGAUGAGAAAAAGGUUGUGCAACGAGAAACUCUGAAGCACUGUAUAAAUGAAAUAAUGAAUGGAUCUAAAGAAAUGAAGAAUAAUGCCAUUCGGUGGAGGACUUCAGCAAUAAGAGCUGUUACUGAAGGUGGUAGUUCUUAUGAAAAUGUCAAAGAAUUUGUGAAUAAUUUAUCGCAUUCAUAAGCUUGAUGUUCUAAAAUUGAGAUUACUUCGUCAUCAGAAGUUUCUGUGUUGUAUUUCCAUGAAACAGGUUGAUCAAUAAUUCAUUACAUUCAUAAGUUUCAAGAUCAAUUGUACUCCAUGACAGGACAAAUAAUUCCUGUUAUAUUUUCAUGGGAACAUUUUAUUAUAACUAGCUAAUAGUAUAUCCAUUUUAUCAUUUAGGUUGCAUUUUGUAUAUAGUAAAUUUGAUAAUAAA
Molecule: messenger RNA, 1634 nt
Organism: Vigna radiata var. radiata (mung bean)
Lineage: Eukaryota; Viridiplantae; Streptophyta; Magnoliopsida; Fabales; Fabaceae
Product: UDP-glycosyltransferase 74F1
Exons: 2
Coding region: 53-1399 (448 amino acids)
Molecular function (GO): UDP-glycosyltransferase activity
Source: RefSeq, a predicted model, not a curated record